Messenger RNA from Seriola aureovittata, 1551 nucleotides. It is a transcript of the gene ascc1, whose product is annotated as activating signal cointegrator 1 complex subunit 1. The transcript has 10 exons. NCBI's taxonomy places the organism in Eukaryota, Metazoa, Chordata, Actinopteri, Carangiformes, Carangidae. Gene Ontology annotation, biological process: DNA alkylation repair; regulation of DNA-templated transcription. Gene Ontology annotation, molecular function: RNA binding. The record is from RefSeq and is a predicted model, not a curated record. Bases 169 to 1233 code for a protein of 354 amino acids. Gene Ontology annotation, cellular component: nucleus.
GUCCCUCCCUUGGCAACCGAUUGGGAAGCUAACUUCAGCGUAGUAAAGUUACAUGUACCAAUAAACUAUAUUCAAAUAGCUAGCUAGCUAAACUAGCAGUGAGCUACCCAGACACUUAUCUAUAUUGUUACUUAGCUUAGGUUUAGCUAACGGCAUCAAGUUUACAUUAUGGAGGUUUUACGUCCAACUAUUAUCAAUAUAAAUGGAAGAAUGUACCGAAAAAAUAUCAUUAAGGAAGAACAUUAUGAGGAGGAAGAGGAUUUCUCCUACAUGGGGCAACAAGAGAGUGAAGACCUAGCAGAAGAUGAAAUCUGUGAUACCCACUCAAUUGAUAAGACUGAAAAAGGAUACCGCUGUGCCAUUGAUGUCCCAAGUGUUCUUUACAAAUACAUCAUUGGGAAAAAAGGAGAGACACGCAGACGUCUAGAGUCUGACACAAAGACAUCUAUCAGCAUCCCCAAACAAGGAGUGGAAGGACAGAUUGUUAUCACAGGUUCCCAUAAAGCUGCAGUCUCGUCUGCAGUCACACGAGUUGAGGUCCUUAUCGAAAGUUUCCGGAGAAAGCAGCCUUUCACGCACUUCCUGUCAUUCCCUCUCAAUGAUCCUAAAGUUCAAGAAGGAUUCCUGCAGUUUAAAGACGAUGUGUUGCAGCAGUGUUCACAGGAUCAUGGAGUAGAGGGAAGCAUCUUUCAGAACGCUGCAAAGCUUCACCUGACAAUCGGCACCCUGGCCCUGUUAAAUGAGAUGGAAGUGAGAAAAGCAUGUGAACACCUCCAAGAGUGUCAAAACUUCAUCAGGAACAUCACAGAAGGAAAACCUCUGCUGUUGGAGGUGACAGGUAUAGAGUACAUGAAUGAUGACCCAGCCAUGGUGGAUGUCUUGUAUGCCAAAGUCAAUGUGAAAGACAGAUCUGACAAGUUGCAGACGAUUGCAGACCAGCUGGUAGAGCACUUUGUCUCUAAAGGGCUGAUGGUCAGAGAGUGGGACAGAGUGAAGCUGCAUGGCACUGUGAUAAACACGCUGUUCAGAAAGGACUCCACAGUUGAAGACACAGGCGGCCCAGGAAGACAAACCAUGAGCGAUAGAGAGGCUUUUGAUGCCAGAAACAUAUUAAAGAAAUUUGGUGCUUAUCGUUUUGGAGAGUUUGAGCUGAACACUGUUCUGCUGUCCCAGAGAUAUUCGACAGACUGUACGGGCUACUACACCUCUGCAGGGAGCGUCAACUUCUCAUGAGCUGCCACAGAGCUGAGCCUAUUCUGAGGUCAUUGAUCAACAUGGGAGCAGGAAGUGAACAGAAAGUGUUCACCGGUUUUGGCUGAUGACGGAGCACUCAGCGGACAGUAAAGCACUUUGGGAAACCAGUUUCCACCAGAUGAUGAACAUGAAUGGAAUUACAACAAAGAGAUAUUUCAUCUUUGCUGAAUCUUUUGUUGAAAUGAGCUGGGGGAAAUUACCAUUUGUUUGGGUUGUUUUUUUCCUUCAUGGUGGCGGAAGGUGCUACAUUUUAAUAUUCUGUAUAAAUUUGACAGGAAUAAAUAACUGUGCAAAGCA